AUUCCGAUCGCUAUAUACCGCCAUAUUGUUUGCGGCAGUCGCGUACGUAAUUGGUUUGUCUCGUACAUAAUCUCGUCAAGUUUUUCUCUUAUCCAGUGAGCCCCAUUGGGAAAGUUUGCAAACAUUUCGCGAAAAAGCAACAUGAAGAAAACUAAGGACGUCUCAGACGAGGAUGAAUAUUCCGCGGAUGAUCCGGAAGAAGUGGAAGGAGCUUCUGAAGAAGAGUGGACUCCUGAGGCCGGAGCUGAAAGUGGUGCUAAAAAAAGGCCACAAAGAGAAGUUGCUAAAAAACGGCAACAUUCAGAAGAAGAAGAAGAUGAAGAAGAAGAAGAAGAUGAAGAAGAAGAUGAUGAAGAAGAUGAAGAAUCUGAUUCAGACACAGGAAAAAAACCUAAAAGAAAAAGACGGUCUAAAAAAGAAGAAGAUGAAAAAGAAGAUGAAGAUGAAGAAGAUUCUGAUGAUAAUAGCUAUAACGAAUCAUCAGGAGAAACGCCAAAAGAUUUUACUUCUGGUGCAUUUGUUGUUGCAAAAGCUGAUAUUGGAAAUACAGAUGGUGGAAAUACGGAUCCAACAUUAUGGAGGAUAGAUGGAAAAGCAUUACUUCAAAAAUUUUUACCUUUUAAAGAAGAUGGAAAAACGUUAUAUAAAAGCACAUCGACGUAUUCAGGAUGGUCGGUAAAUAACAAAGAUAAAUACUUGGCUGCACAAGUUACUUUCAAAGUGCAAAGUAGAACAGAAACCAUUGUUGAACUUCACCUUGAUCAACAUCAACAGGAAGUUGUAAAAGAAGAAAAAGAAGACUAUUUCGCUUCUAAAUUCUCCAUAACGUUAGUGUCACUGUCUAGAGUAUCUUCAAAUGAUCUUUUUGGAUUAGAAGAAUCAAUUUCAAUUAAAUCACCAUCAUGCCCAAAUGCAAAUGAUUUUUGUCCUAUAAAUAUAUGUUCAAAACAAAUGAAACCAAUUUUACCUAUAAUCAUACGUUUGUUACGCAUGUCUGGACUUUUGGAACGUGGUUGUUCCAAAAAUUGUCUACUGUCAGGGGACAGUACAGAAAGUGUACCACCACAAUGCAAUGGGCUAUAUUGCUCGUACGAAUUGUACAUUGCAUAUGGAUCAUAUACUGAAUCAAAAGAUUCACUAGUUUCUUGUUGCUGCUUCAUGAAAUCAUUAAUAGCUAUGCCUUUUAACUUUGAUGGCUGUAAAAAUCUUUUUGGUAUGCGAGAAAAGGAACCAUUUUCUUGUGGACUAUUUGAACAACCACCAAAUCCAAGACCAAGUAAUCUUGUUGUAUUAAUUGAUGUAUUAGGAACAUUGAUAGGUGCAGACUUAGUCAUGGUUAAUUGUUUUGUUCCUGUAGGAUAUGGAAUAUCCUUAGGUUCACUUGAAAUGUCAUCUCACGGAAAGAAAAACAGAAAACGAAUACUAACAAGACGACCACGACAUGUUGUUGGAAAAGAAGAAAAAUAUCGUCAAGAAAGAGAUAAAUCCGAUAAAGAAGAUGAAGUAUCAGAACAAGAAGAAAAUGUGUGGUCCCCCUCUUUUCCCGUUGCUAUGUGGGAUCUCGAACAUUGCGAUCCUAAAAAAUGUUCCGGUAAAAAAUUAGUUAGACAUGGCUUAGUAAAAAUAUUAAGGUUAGGAGCUCGAUUUUCAGGAUUAGUUCUUACACCUAUUGGUCAAAAGUGUGUGAGUCCAACAGAUCGUGAUAUUAUAAAAGAUUAUGGUUGUGCAGUCGUCGAUUGUAGUUGGGCACGUUUGGACGAUACUCCAUUUAGUAGAAUGAGAACUUCCAAUCCGCGUCUUUUACCAUUUCUAGUUGCUGCAAAUCCAAUAAAUUAUGGAAAACCUUGUCAAUUAAGUUGUGUAGAAGCCAUAGCUGCUACUUUAAUUAUAACAGGUUUUCCUGAAGAAGCAAAAUUUUAUCUCGGAAAAUUUUCUUGGGGUCACUCAUUUUUAGAAUUGAACGACGAAUUGUUAAAAACAUAUUCACUUUGUACAAAUGCAGAAGAGAUUAUAUCUGCGCAAGAAAAAUUUCUCGUUGAUGCAAGAGAAGAAAAAUUAAAUAGACAUGCUAUUUCAGAUUUUCCACCAGCUAUUUCAGAUUCAGAAACGGAAGAAGAAAAAGAAGAAUCGGUAUCCAUAAAUAUUAUUUCUGAAAUAGAUGAACAAAUAAAAAAUAUAAAUAUAACAUAAAAAUGAUUUGAAUGUAUUUGUAUAUAUUUUCUUUAUAAUCAAAACAUAUUCGUUGAUAUAUUUUGUAUAAUUUUAUUAAUAAUUAAAACACAAAAUUGAUUUUUAAUUUAUAAAAUAUAAUUUAAAUAAAAAAAAAUCGUAUUGUAAAUAAAAUUGAAAUGCAUAAAUAUAUAAUAUCUUUUGAAUUGAACAUCCGAAUAUCGUAUUUUUUGAAUCAAAUUUAAUCGCGCAUGCGUGAGAUAUAAAUAUUAAAAUGGCGGAAUAUAUAUGGAAAGUAUUGAGAGUCCACAAGUUCGUCAGUUGCACAGCUGAUAUGAGAGUGACGUCAGUAAAACAAAGCCAUGCGCGGUCGAUCGCAGCCGCGAAGUAAACCGAACAGACCGAGGUGUAUUACGAGCAAACAUUGAGCGUCCGUGAUACAGUGAAACGAUGCCGUUCAUAUCAAAGGAUUGGCGCAGUCCUGGUGAAGAAUGGGUGAAAACUGUCGAAGGUUGGGAAAA
Apis mellifera (honey bee) is the source of this 2690-nucleotide messenger RNA. RefSeq lists its product as uncharacterized. Lineage: Eukaryota; Metazoa; Arthropoda; Insecta; Hymenoptera; Apidae. Gene Ontology annotation, biological process: maturation of SSU-rRNA. The transcript is spliced from 14 exons. Gene Ontology annotation, molecular function: rRNA small subunit aminocarboxypropyltransferase activity. The record is from RefSeq and is a predicted model, not a curated record. The coding region runs from base 142 to 2190 and encodes 682 amino acids.